Argentina anserina (silverweed cinquefoil) is the source of this 2491-nucleotide messenger RNA. RefSeq lists its product as uncharacterized. Lineage: Eukaryota; Viridiplantae; Streptophyta; Magnoliopsida; Rosales; Rosaceae. The record is from RefSeq and is a predicted model, not a curated record. Gene Ontology annotation, molecular function: carbon-sulfur lyase activity. Bases 1889 to 2308 code for a protein of 139 amino acids. The transcript is spliced from 3 exons.
UUCCGACUCUCAUCUGGGAAAUUAGGUUAAAUAAUCAGAAUUGAUAGGAUUCAUUUGGGUUCUAGGGUUCAUUUUGUUCAGAUUUCUAGUUAUAUGACUGGAUUGACUGCAGCUCUUAGUUGAUAUUGCUAUGCUUUUGGGUUUCUUCUUUGUCUUACUCUUCUGUCUUGGAAUUCUUACUGUUAGAUAUCUUGUGCAUUUAUUAUGCUCUGAGUUGUAUCAAACGAAAAAAAAAUUGUAGACCUUUAUAUGUUGGGGAACAUUGAGAUUUUACCUAAAGUUUGAGUUCACGAUAUACAUUCGAGUUGAGCUUUCUCAUAUUAUGAAAGGUUCCACUGAGUUGAAAUUCUUGUUUAACAGAAUUUUUAAACGAUGAAGAUGCACAAAGCACUCUUUUAUCGUUAUUUUGUCUUUCGAGCAAGUUGAUUUAAAGGGUUCUUGGAGAGAGUCAUUUUGAUAGCUUUGAGAGUGGAUGAGAAAUGUAAUCCGUUAGCUUGUGGUGCUCGUCUUUCAGAUUACAAGUUCUUCCCAUAUUUUUUAUGAUAAACUAGAGCUAAGUUUAUCCCCAGCAAUUCGUACUUGGAAAAAUGAAGUUCCAGCUAAGGGGUCAUACUUCUUUCUCCAAAAGGAAAUCAUAUUAGCAGCUCUUUCCAAAAGGGGUCUCUCAUGAGGGGAUGAAUACACAUAAAUAUGUUCAGAGGGCUGUUGCUUUUAUUUUCAAGGUGUGUCAGGUGGGAAAUUAAGGGGAGUGAAAUGAAUCAUGUUUCUGUGCAUUGUAUAGUUGCUUCCAUUUUUAAGCAGAAAAGAUUAAGGAUAGCCAGGCUGGAUUGGAGUGGCUCCCAUGCUCAAUCGGUCAAACCUUAUUGCACUUGAUAAUAGGGAAGGAAUGCCAAGGUUAUUAGGCGGUUGUAGUGUGUUGGUUCUAAUCUGUAUGCUCCAGUGGAAAGAGAUAGAAGAUUACACACAGGCGCAAUGGUAGAUGAACCUUAGUAUAGAGUAAGAUUCGGGUCCAGUGAUUGACCUUUGUUUCAGUAGCCUUCUGGUUUCUGUGGCUUUUAAAAAACCACACCUACUCUUAUAUGUUGCAAGAUUGCCAGGUAACACUAUGAUAGGGUUUAUGUUUCGGGUAGGCUGGUUUCUAUUUAUCCUAGCUGCUUCUGUUGAAAUUAUUCAAACUUCUGCUGCUUUUCUCUAUUGUCCACUCUGUCCACUUUUGUUCUGGCAUUUUUUUGCCAACAAAAGUUGCUUCUUUUCAAAGAAAAAUGAAGUAUUCCCCUCCAUUUUGCUUCCUGAUGUUAGCAUCAGCCAUUAGGGAAAAGUUUAGGUUCUCAAAAAAAUAUUUCUUUUCUAAGAGACAUUGCGACACUUUAGGCCUAUAAGAUAGAGUAUUUAUGUAAGGUUUAGUAUCAUCUGUAUUCAAUUCUCUGUUUUUUUUUUCCUUUGCUCAGAUGUACUUUUAGUUUCAUUUACCUGUCUAAUUGCUGGGUCUACGAAACAAUUGUAAGCAUAACUGUUCACCGUAGACUGUAUUUGUGUUCAGGUCUGGGAAUUUGUACUUUAGCCAUAGAGGUCUGGAAAUUAAUCUUUACGAGUUUUCUUCUGCUAUAACUCCUCUAAGACAGUUGGGCAUGGUAGUUGUACUAGGAGAUGUAACUUUGUAAUAUGAUAGUUUUCUUCACCAUUUCCUCGUCAUCCUGUCAACUAUCUAGUUGAAGGCUUGCAUGUUGCUGAGUGCUUACUGUUUAGGAGUUUCUUGAUGGGAUGUUGGAGACAUGCAUUUAUCUAGAACAAGGUCUUCACAAUUUGAGAGAUCUCAGUUAGAGAACUUGCAGUGAAGCAAAGUGCACAGUGGGUUCAUUAGAACGGUUAAAGAAUUAUAAUCAUAGCCAUGGCGUCUGAGAUGACAAUGCAUUACGGUGGAUGCCACUGUAAGAAUGUAAGAUGGCGAGUUCAAGCACCUACUAAGGUUGUGGCUUGGAGUUGCAACUGUUCGAAUUGCUCUAUGAGGGGUAAUAUUCAUUUCGUUGUCCCUUAUGAAAGAUUUGAAUUGUUGGGUAAUUCUGAACAGUUUCUUACAACUUAUAGCUUUGGCACUCACACAGCAAAGCAUACAUUCUGUAAGGUCUGUGGGAUAACUUCCUUUUAUUAUCCACGGUCAAACCCUGAUGGGGUUGCAAUCACAUAUAGGUGUGUAGAUCCCGGAACACUAACCUACGUUGAGGUUAAGUACUUCGAUGGAAAAAACUGGGAAGACUCCUACAAGCAAUCAAACAUUGCUUCGCAGUCGAACGGAGACUCCAGAAAUUAAAAGGAUGAAGACUACAUGCUAAAAUCUUUUCGUUUGGAGUUUGAAGGUGGAAGUACAUCAUUGUCUUGUUGCUUUAUUCGGGAUGGGAAGCUUUGAGAAAUUUAUAAUAAUGUAUGAUUGACUCCUCUGUAACUGUAGUGCUUUUCCACUCGGUUCUUUGUUAAAUUUGUUUUUGUUACUUUG